AUGGCCCAGGGGACGGUGAUCCGCGUGGCCCCGGAACAGCCCACCCAUGCCGUGUAUGUGCUGGGCACCGCCACUCAGCUCGACGUCCUGGGCUCCGCCCCCGAGGACUGCACGGCCUUCGGCAUCAGUGCCUCCUCAGGGGUGCUCGUGGACGUGGCCCACGGCCCCCCAGCCAAGAAGAAGCCCAGCGGCUCCGCUAAGUGGCCCCUGGAGCCGGGGCUGGAGGUGACGGUGCGCAUGACGGCCGCCAGCACUUUCACGGACGACCACAAGGUGCGCAUCUCCUACUACGGAUCCAAGCCGACACCGGUCCAAGCUCUGCUCUACCUCACCGGGGUCGAACUGUCCCUGCGCGCCGACGUCACCCGCACCGGCAAAGCGAAGCCCACCGGAGCCUCGAGAGGCCAGAGCUCCUGGACCUGGGGCCCUCGCGGGCAGGGCGCCAUCUUGCUGGUGAACUGUGACAGAGACAACCCCACGGCGUCCAGCAGGGACUGUGAGGAUGAGGAGGUGUUGGACCACGGAGACCUGAAGGACAUGUCCCUGGUGACCCUGAGCACGACGACCCCCAAGAACUUCUCCGCCACCCACCAGCUGGUGCUCCACGUGGCCAAGUCUGAGAUGGACAAAGUGAGGGUGUUCCAGGCCACCCGCAGCCAGCCGCUGUCCAGGUACCUGGCGGUCCUGGGGCCCCAGCAGCCGUCUCACGUCCUGGAGCUGCCCGCCGGCCAGCACCACACCGAAUUCUAUGCCGAGGGCCUCUCCUUCCCCGACACCGGCUUCCCAGGGCUCAUUUCUCUCUGUGUCUCCCUGCUGGACACGUCCAACCCGGAGCUCCCCGCAGCCCUGGUUUUCCAAGACCGCGUGACCUUCCGCGUGGCCCCCUGGAUCAUGACCCCCAACACCCAGCCGCCUCAGGAGGUGUAUGUGUGCAGGGUCUUGGAAAAUGAGGACUUCCUGAAGUCGGUGGCAGCGCUGGCCAAGAAAGCCAGGUGCAAGCUGACCGUGUGCCCCGAGGAGCAGAACAUGGACGACCAGUGGAUGCAGGACGAGAUGGAGAUCGGCUACACCCAGGCCCCACACAAGGUGCUGCCCGUGGUCUUUGACUCCCCGAGGGACAGGGGCCUGAAGGAUUUCCCCAUCAAAAUCGUGAUGGGACCAAAUUUCGGCUACGUGACGCGUGGGGCCGCAGAGGAGGUCACGGGGCUGGACUCCUUCGGGAACCUGGAAGUGAGUCCCCCGGUCACGGUGGGGAAGAAGGAUUACCCGCUGGGCAGGAUUCUCGUCGGGAGCAGCAGCUUCCCCAGCGACGAGAGCCGGGACAUGCACCAGGCCCUGUGGGACUUCCUGUGUGCCCAGCAGGUGCAGGCCCCUGUGAAGCUCUAUUCGGACUGGCUGGCCGUGGGCCACGUGGACGAGUUCCUGAGCUUUGUCCCCGCGCUGGACAGGAAGGGCUUCCGGCUGCUCCUGGCCAGCCCCCGGGCCUGCUACAGACUCUUCCAGGAGCUGCAGCGGGAGGGCCACGGGGAGGCGCUGCUCUUCCAGGGGCUCAAGAGAAAAAAACAGCAGCAAAUAAAGGAGAUUUUGUCCAACAAGAAACUGAGGGAGCACAACGCCUACGUGGAGAAGUGCAUCGACUGGAACCGUGAGGUGCUGAGGCGGGAGCUGGGCCUGGCCGAGGGCGACAUUGUGGACAUCCCGCAGCUCUUCAGGCUCGUGGGGGGCGGCAGGGAGCGCCUCAAGGCCGCCGCCUUCUUUCCCAACAUGGUGAACAUGCUGGUGCUGGGCAAACACCUGGGCAUCCCCAAGCCCUACGGCCCCAUCGUCGCCGGCCGCUGCUGCCUGGAGGGGAAGGUGCGGGCGCUGCUGGAGCCGCUGGGCCUGCGCUGCACCUUCAUCGACGACUUCUACUCCUACCACGUCCAGCAAGGCGAGGUGCACUGCGGCACCAACGUGCGCCGGAAGCCCUUCGCCUUCAAGUGGUGGCACAUGGAGCCCUGA
Molecule: messenger RNA, 2001 nt
Organism: Lepus europaeus (European hare)
Lineage: Eukaryota; Metazoa; Chordata; Mammalia; Lagomorpha; Leporidae
Gene: PADI4
Product: peptidyl arginine deiminase 4
Exons: 16
Coding region: 1-2001 (666 amino acids)
Cellular component (GO): cytoplasm
Molecular function (GO): calcium ion binding; protein-arginine deiminase activity
Source: RefSeq, a predicted model, not a curated record